CCACAAUUUCAGAGCUAUUGUCCGCCUCCUCCCUGUCCCAGUUCCUCACCACCGUUCCUGUGCUCACAGUUGUCAAGUGUAGACCCCACAACGUGUGGCCUGAAGAGAGAAUGUUCCGGACCGAAGCUGUGAUCCUGAGAGCCCUGUUCUUCACUUUCCUGCUGAGUCUCCAAGGAGCUGGGGCCAUUAAGGCGGACCAUGUGUCAACAUAUGUCACAUUUGUACAGAAACAUAGACCACUGGGGGAAUUUAUGUUUGAGUUUGAUGAGGAUGAGCAGUUCUACGUGGACCUGGACAAGAAAGAGACCAUCUGGCAUCUGCCGGAGUUUGGCCGAGCCUUUGCCUUUGAGGCCCAGGGUGGGCUGGCCAACAUUGCUAUAUCGAAUACCAACUUGAAUAUACUGAUCCAGCGUUCCAACCACACCCAGGCUGCCAAUGAGCCUCCCGAGGUGACCGUGUUUCCCAAGGAGCCUGUGGAGCUGGGCCAGCCCAACACGCUCAUCUGCCACAUUGACAAGUUCUUCCCGCCGGUGCUCAAUGUCACGUGGCUGCGUAAUGGGCAGCCGGUCACUGAAGGUGUUGCUGAGAGCCUCUUCCUGCCCAGAACAGAUUACAGUUUCCACAAGUUCCUCUACCUGACCUUCGUGCCUUCAGCUGAGGACGUCUAUGACUGCAAAGUGGAGCACUGGGGCCUGGACGAGCCGUUCCUCAAGCACUGGGAGGCCCAGGAGCCGAUCCAGGUGGCUGAGACGACGGAGACUGUGGUCUGCGCCCUGGGCCUGGUGGCAGGUCUGGUGGGCAUCGUCACUGGCACCAUCCUCAUCAUAAAGGCUCUGCGUUCUGGUCACGACCCCCGGGCCCAGGGCCCCCUGUGA
Molecule: messenger RNA, 875 nt
Organism: Cynocephalus volans (Philippine flying lemur)
Lineage: Eukaryota; Metazoa; Chordata; Mammalia; Dermoptera; Cynocephalidae
Product: HLA class II histocompatibility antigen, DP alpha 1 chain
Exons: 4
Coding region: 111-875 (254 amino acids)
Biological process (GO): antigen processing and presentation; immune response
Cellular component (GO): MHC class II protein complex; membrane
Source: RefSeq, a predicted model, not a curated record